This is a messenger RNA of Nipponia nippon (crested ibis), 7239 nucleotides long. The record is from RefSeq and is a predicted model, not a curated record. Lineage: Eukaryota; Metazoa; Chordata; Aves; Pelecaniformes; Threskiornithidae.
AUGGGUGCCCGAGGUGGCACUGCCACACUGCUGCUGCUGCUGCUGCUGGCCUGCCAGCCGCUGCCCCUCUGCGCAGGACCCCCAGCCGGAGCCUCUUUCUUCGGAGACAGCUUCGUGGAGAUGCCGCUGGCGGACGCCUCGCGCACGGUGCGGCUCCACCUGCAGCUGUACACCAGCCAGGGGAGCGGGCUGCUCUUCCUGGCUGCUGGCCAGCCCGACCACCUCCUGCUCCAGCUGCGAGCCGGCACCCUGCAGGCCAGGCUGCAGCUGGGCUCAGAGGAGAUGAUGCUGCAGUCCCCAGCAGAGCUGCAGCUCAAUAACCUGGUGGUGCACGAUGUGGAGCUGCUGGUGGAAGACAGCAGGAUGACGCUGACCAUCGACGGCCUCUUCAACAGCUCUGUGGACAUUGCAGGACCCAUACGGGAGCUGGACAUCCAGUACGGCCUCUAUGCUGGCGGGACAGGCAGCCUUUACCUGCCGGACCCUUCCCAGGGCCGGUCCGCCCCCCCCCCCCUGCCGUACCUUGCCGAGGCCAGCUCACCCUUCAGAGGUUGCCUCCACUUAGUGACAUUCAACGGCCUGGAUGUCCUCUCCCCACUGUCCUCUGAUGGCAGCUCCAAGAUCUUCCACCAAGUCCAGGAAGGGUGCAGCACACAGUUCUCUGCGGAGCCUGAGGACCCCUUUGGGUUCCUGGGGCCACACUCCUACAUUGCGUUUCCCACAUGGGAUGCGAGGGAGGAAGCAACCAUCGAAUUUGUGAUAACGACGAGCAUCACCCAGGCACCCCUCAUCUACCAUGCAGGGCUGGGGAAUGACUUCUUCUACCUGGAGAUCUCCAAUGGGCGCCUGAGAGGGUUUGUUGAGAAGGGGAACGGCAUCAUCGUCCUGCACAACAACGUCUUCAUCAGCGAUGAGCAACAGCACUAUGUCAAAGUCUACACGGACAUCCACAAGUUUGAGAUCCUGAUUGAUUACUAUGCCUCAUCCACAUCCAACCGGGGCAUCAACAACUACCUGGACCUUCAGGGAAACCUAUUCAUCGGAGGUAUGAACGAAAAAGCUUUGCAAAGGCUGAGGGAACACCAUCUUGCUUUCAUCUCAGUGUGGACCAUGACCAACAACUCGUUUGUUGGCUGCUUGGAGGACCUGCGGAUAAACCUGCAGAGGAGGAGUCUGCAAGAUGCCGUGAUCACGAAGGACAUCACAUCAGGCUGUGGAAAGCAGGAGCACUACUGGGACUAUGAAGAGGCAUAUGAGCAGGACGAAGCACCCACCUCCCCAACUCCAGAUGUCUGGUCAGGAGCACCAGGCCUGGUGGUGGAACCGUGCCAGCCAGACAACAGCUUCCCGCCCGCCUUCGCCAACAUCAGCAGGCUGCUGCACGUCAGCCCCCUCAUUGUCUCUGAAGGGGGCACGGCCUAUCUGGAGUGGAAACACGCCCAGCCAACGGUAGACUUGAGCCUUGCAAACAUCCGGCAGUCCCAAAUCCUCUUUAGCAUCACCAACGACCCUAGGCACGGCCAGCUGGAGCUGGACAUUCCUGGGUCCAGGAGCAGAAGGAAGUUCACCUUGUUGGACAUUGUGAAUCGUAAAGUCAGAUAUGUCCACGAUGGCUCUGAGGGGCCCAUGGACCAGCUGAUGCUGGAGGUGACAGUGACUGCCCAGCAAGGGGUCCCAGAGUGCUUGCGGCAGGGGCAGAUGUACCUGUUGCCCAUCAUGAUCAGCCCCAUCAAUGAUGCCCCACAGGUGAUCUUUCCCAAUGGGAACCACAUGACAAUCCUAAAGCACACACGGAAACACCUGACCACGGACAUCCUGCAGGUUCUAGAUGAUGACACAUCCUGUGAUGACCUCGAAUUCCAGCUGCAUGGUGGCCAGCAGAUGGAGGAGGGUUAUGUGGAGUAUGACUUUCACCCUGGAGUGCCCAUCGAAGAGUUCUCCUGCAGGGACCUGGAAGCAGGCAACAUAGUCUACGUGCACCAGAGUGGGAUAAACUUACAGCUCACCUUGCAGGUGAGCGACGGCACAAUCCCAAGCCCCAUUGCCACCCUGAGGAUCCUCGCCAUUGACCCUGACAUCCGCCUGCACAACAACACUGGCCUCUCUAUCUCCCAAGGAGGGGCUGCACGCAUUACUACAGCCAACCUGUCAGUGGAGACAAACGCCGUGAAACAACGGGUCACCAUCCUGUAUGUCCUCACAGAGCCCCUAAGGUAUGGUGAGGUUCAGAAGCAAGGGAGUGUGGGAGGGGAAUGGAAAAAAGUCGAGUCCUUCCACCAGCAAGACCUGGAGCAAGGGCGCAUCCAGUAUUUUAGCACAGACCCAGAGCACCUGCUGGAAGACGUUGUGGAGAAGCUGAGAUUCAAAGUCCAGGUGGGGCAGAAGGUCUUGCAGAACAACACCUUUCUCAUAAGGAUUAAAAGAGCCACCAUUAAGAUGAGGACCAUGGUCCCUCUCCAGAUGAAGAACAAGCGACACAGAAAUAUCACCAGUAAGGAGAUGGAGGCAAUGUUGGAAGAUCCAAACUCUGCCCCAGUCCCCUUCCACUACAUGAUAAUCCAGGCUCCCAAAAAGGGAAACCUGGAGCUGCUCGGCAACAGACUGACUGAAGGCUUUGGAUUUACCCAAGCUGACCUGCAAAGAAACCAUCUGAGCUACAGCGUGACCAUCAGGAACUCUCAGCAAGCUGAGGACACCUUCCAGUUUCGCGUCCACGCUGGCGAGCAGCACUCUCCUGUCUAUACCUACACAAUCAGCAUUGGCGGGGACCCUGAUGCACCAGCCCUGACCAACGUCCUCCUGACUGUGCCAGAAGGGGGGCAAGCCAUCAUCUCCAAGGACCACUUGUUUGUACAGAGCAUGAACAGCAUGGACUACCUCUACGAAGUGAUUGAGGGACCAGCACAUGGGAGGCUGGCCUGGGCUGCGUCCCAUGGCUGGGCCUCCAGAGAGGAGAUCACAGAGUUCACCAAUGAUGACAUCCUCCACCACCGGCUGCUGUACCAGCACGAUGACUCCGAGACACUGGAGGAUGACAUCCCUUUCGUAGCAAUCAGGCGGGGCGAGGGCAGCACUGAGCCCGAUGCAGAGGAGGUAAGAGGUGUUUUCAGGGUCUCCAUCCAACCUGUCAAUGACCACACCCCAGUCCAGGUGGUGAACAAGGUCUUCAAUGUGGUGCGCAAUGGACAGCACCUGCUGACAACAGAUGACAUUGCCUUCACCGACAAGGACUCUGGCUUCUCCGACACACAGCUAGUGCUGGCAAGGAAGGACAUUUUGUUUGGCAGCAUCGUGUCCGUUGACGACAGAAAACACCAGGUCUAUCGGUUCACACAGGAUGACUUGAGGAAGAAGAAGAUCCUCUUUGUCCAUUCGGGGGCUGACCGGGGCUGGAUCCAGCUACAGGUCUCAGAUGGCCUCCACCAAACCACGGCCCUCCUGGAAGUACAGGCAUCAGACCCCUACAUCAAAAUAGUCAACAACACUGGUCUAGUCAUCCACCAAGGCAGCCGAGGAAGCAUUGACUCUUCUGUUCUCAACCUGGAGACCAACAUGGACAUCAGGUCAGAUGAAGAGAUAUGGUUCCUGAUAACGACCCCCCCAAGGUGGGGGACUGUGCUGAGAGGGGAGCAGCCAGUCAUGGCCUUCUCCCAGAGGGACCUGCUAGCAGGAGACAUUUCCUACCACCACAAUGGGAGCAGGAACACCCGGGAUGAGCUCCAGUUCACUGUAGAAGCAAAUGAGGUGGCAGUGGAGGACACGCUGGCCAUCAGCGUGUUCUUGGGCACCCAUCCCAGCCCCCUGCACAUAGUCAACCACAAGGAGAUCCACAUCUUCCAGGGGGAAGUAGCUGGGAUCAAGGAGGAGUACUUACUGGUAACCCACGAAGAGAUCCCUCCCCAAGACAUAGUCUACCUGGUGAGCAGCCCCCCAGCCUCCGGCUUCCUGGCAAUGCUUCAGCAUGGCCAAGACUCGAAUGAGCAGCCCAGCCUGGACCCCAUCCAGUCCUUCACCCAGGAGGACAUCAACAACGGCAGAGUCCUCUACCUCCACUCCAAGCCGGAGGAGGAGCGUGACCGGUUUGUUGUGGACAUCACGGCCAGCGGUGCAGACCCACUGGAGGAGGUGGUGGUGAGCCUCAUCGUGCUCCCCAUCGCCGUGCCCCUGAACGUCCGCAACGUCACGGUGCCAGGAGGUGGCUCCAUCACCCUCUCCACAGGCAUUCUCAAUGUCCCCAACGCAUACUUCACAGCUCUCGGCAUGGAGUUCAAGGUGCUCGAGCCCCCCCGGUUUGGCACCCUCCUGAACAGCAAGCGGCCUGAGGACGGCGGGCUGCGCAGCUUCACCUGGAGCGAGGUGGAGAACCAGCAGAUCCAGUACAGGCAGGACGGCCCCCGGGCCCAGGCCGACAGCUUCACCCUCCUGGCCAACGCCUCCGCGAUGGACCGGCAGAGCCAGCCCAGGACCCUCUUCAUCACCAUCCUGCCCCGCAGCUCCAAGGGGCCCCGGCUGAGGGUCAACGCCGGCCUGCAGCUGCGGGAAGGCACCACAGCUGCCAUCAGCCCCCACAUCCUGAGCGCUGAGGAUGAGGACUCCCCAGCAGAGGAGGUGACCUACUCCAUCCAGCCCCCGGCCAACGGGAAGGUUGUGCUGAGGUCUGCGCCUGGUGCUGAGGUCCAGCGGUUCACCCAGGCCCAGAUAAACAACGGCCUCAUCCUCUUCGUGCACCAAGGUAGGGCAGAGCUGAGAUGCUAACCCCAUCAUGCAGCACCCUGGUCCAAACUGUGUCAGGUUAAUGGGGGGCUGCAGCCCCCCUGCUCCCCAUAAAUGCCCAGCUCUGUGCUUUCCGCAGGACCCCUGGAUGGGGGCUUCACCUUCGACCUGUGGGAUGGUGAGAACCUGUCUCCUGGGCACUUCUUCCUUGUCAGGGCCCAGAGAGAGCCCCUCAUCAGCCUGGCCAAGAAGCAGAGCCUCACCGUCUGCCCAGGUGCCCUGCAGCCCAUCACCAGCCAGAACCUGCAAGCAGUGAGCAACAGCCCCACUGGCUCCACCGCUCUGUACUACAGCAUCGAGCAAGCCCCGCGCCUGGGCAGGCUGAGCACCUCCCGGGGGGAGGAAAUCAGGAACUUCACCCAAGCCCAGGUGGAUAGUGGGUUGAUUUUCUACCAGCAUGAGAUGCCAGAGAAGCCCUUCUGGCUCACCCAAGAUGCCAUCCGCUUCCGUGUGGUCGCUCCCACAGCCAUCUCAGACUCCUUCAUCCUCCUCGUGCUGAUCUCCUUCGAGGCCAGGUGUCCCCAGCGCUCAACUCAGUUAUGGAGAAAUGCAGGUCUCCAGCUCGCAAGGGCUCAACAGGAAGAGAUAGACACCUCAAUGCUGGAUGCUUCCAACCUCCUAAGCCAAAUCCCGGUCCCCGAGAGGGCUGCACAUGAUGUUAUCUUCCUGGUGACGGGGCUGCCAGCUCAUGGGCAGCUCUUGGUGGCUGGUGUGCCCCUGCAGCAGUCACGGCCAUUCUUCCUGCAAUCAGACCUGACCACGGGGCGCCUGGCCUAUGCUCAUGGUGGAGACAGUGUCUCUGAUGACCAUUUCAGAUUUAAGGCUUGGCUCUGGCCCCGGCUGCAGCAGUCCAUCCGUCCUCCACAGGAAGGGGUGGUCAUCUCUGAAGCUUUCAAUAUAACAGUGACCAGCAGCAGCAACAAGCCACCGCAGGUGGUGAAGCGGCAAGAAGUGCUGCGGGUCCCACCAGGCUCUGUGGUGAUCUUGUCCCAGGAGUACCUGGAUGUAGCAGACCCAUCGGGGUCUCCAGAGGAGAUGGUGUACAGUGUACUCCAGAGACCUCUUGCUGGCCACCUGGCCAACACACGCAACCCACAGGAGCCCAUCAACCGCUUCACCCAAGCAGAUGUCAAUGCAGGCCACGUGGUGUUUGUUGCCACUGGGAGCCAUGCCCCAGGGUCCUUAGCCCUGAGCCUCUCCGAUGGCCACCACCCACCCACUUUGACCUCACUGGAAAUCGAGGUGCUGCCUGCAGCGAGUACUGCUGCCAGCCCAGUGCUGCUGGAGGUGCCCCAAGACCUGAACAGGGCCUUGGUGUCCCACCAUCACCUCCUAGGAGCCACACAGCUGGGGGCAGGCAAUGCCCUGUACAGGAUCACCAGGGACCCAAGGUUUGGCCAAGUGCAGGUCAACCGAAAGCCAGCGCUGGGCUUCUCACAGAAGCAGCUGGACCGUGGAGAGGUGACGUUCACCUUCACCGACCUCACCUCUCCUGAGGACAGCUUCCAGUUCCUUGCCAUGUCACGGGUAGCCAACAGGACUGGAGUGGUAAACGUGACUGUCCGCGCCUUGGUGAAGGCUCAGCCGGGCAGUGUGUGGCCCAAGGGCACCACGGCCCUCCUGGACACCAGCAUCCUUGAUGCCAGCGAACUGGCCAACCGCACCAAGAGCAUCCCAGUCUUCAAGAUCCACAGGGCGCCCCGUGGCAGCCGUCUUGUGAGGGUCUCCAGGGACACAGGACAACCAACCACACUGAUCAAGACCUUCAGCCAGAGCGAGCUGGAGCAAGGGCUGGUGGGGCUGGAGGUGCUGGACACUGGGGAGACUGACCAGCCCCUGCAGAGUGACAGCUUCGUCUUUAAGCUGGUGGCUGCCGGCGUGCCACCAGCUCUGGCAUCACUGGGGUACAGCAUUGAGCCCUACAAUGCCUCAAAAGCCUACAGCGUCACCCUGCUCACAGCCCCCCUGGCACCCUCGCCGCUGGUGCCCCAGCCCCAGGGCACGGCACGGAGCAGCCCCAAUGCCAGCGAGCUGGGCAUGCCCCCAACUGCCUGGCUGGGCCCCGGUGCUACCACCAGCCCCAGCCCCGUGGAGGGGGGCACCUUCCUUAGCUUCGUCGAGGCCAACAUGUUCAGCAUCAUCAUCCCCAUCUGCCUCAUCUUCCUCCUGCUGGCCCUCAUCCUGCCGCUGCUCUUCUACCUACACAAGCGCAACAAGACAGGGAAGCACCACGUCCAGGGCACCCCCUCCUCCAAGGCCAAGAACGGGGCCGUGCCAGACCAGGAGACCUUCCGGAGGACGGACCCCAACCAAGGCAUCCCCCUAACGACUGUCAAUGCCCUGGAGGACAAGGACAUGGGUCCCCCCCCCCAGGGCACAGGUCCGGGGGCACCGCCGGACCCUGAGCUCCUCCAGUACUGCCGGACUUCCAACCCCCCCUUGAAAAACAACCAGUACUGGGUGUGA